Molecule: messenger RNA, 3688 nt
Organism: Aedes aegypti (yellow fever mosquito)
Lineage: Eukaryota; Metazoa; Arthropoda; Insecta; Diptera; Culicidae
Gene: SMC6
Product: structural maintenance of chromosomes protein 6
Exons: 9
Coding region: 216-3527 (1103 amino acids)
Biological process (GO): double-strand break repair via homologous recombination
Cellular component (GO): Smc5-Smc6 complex; nucleus; site of double-strand break
Molecular function (GO): single-stranded DNA binding; damaged DNA binding; ATP hydrolysis activity
Source: RefSeq, a predicted model, not a curated record
UUUCGCGCGACGGCCGACGAAUCCAAACAAAACAAACAAAUUGACAGCAAUCGGUCGGCGUCCGUUAGCAGUUUCGGCAGUUUUUUUUUCGCAAUCCUGUUAAAACACGGUUUUUACGAUUAAAUACAGUUCGCUUCUGGUCGUGUCCACUGAAAAUCAGUACAAAACACAGUUAAAUUAGUUUAAACUCGUUAAAAUACAAUCAACAUUCGAUAAUGAGUUCCCGAAAGCGUGGAGCAUCGCCGGAUACUUCUUCGUCCCGGAAACGGAGCCGCAUCCGGAAGGUCAGCACUAGUAGCAGCAGCAGCGAUAGCGAAAGCGAGGAGACGGGAUCGAAAUCGAGCCAACAGGUGCAAAUUGUGGCCCCUCAGGCGGAUAAGGUAGAGCGAGCUAUCAUCCACGACAUCGAGAAAUACGUACGGAGCGGCAAGAUACUGAAAAUGCAGCUGAAGAAUUUCAUGUGCCAUCGGAAUCUGGUGGUGGAGUUCAACAAGCGUGCCAAUCUGCUGGUGGGAAACAACGGCAGCGGAAAAAGUGCGGUCUUGGCGGCUCUCACAAUUGGCCUCGGCUGCAGUGCCAAUCUCACCAAUCGGAGCAGCAGCGUCAAACAACUCAUCAAGCAUGGAGAAACGCAAGCUUCCAUUGAGAUCCACCUGGGGAACGAUAGUUUCGACGCGUAUGAGCGAGAUGUGUACGGGGACAGAAUCAUUAUUAUUCGCACAAUCAACGCCUCCGGAGCCACCAGCUACAAAUUGAAGAGCGAGCAAGGGCGAGUGAUAUCACAGAGCCGAAGCGAUCUGUUGAAGAUGAUUUUGUUCCUCAACAUCCAGGUCGAUAAUCCCGUUUGCGUAUUGAAUCAAGAUUUGGCAAGAUCGUUCUUGAAGGAUUCCGACGAAAAGAAGCAGUACAAUUUGUUCCUCAAAGCCACACAAAUCGAUUCCAUUACGGCCAAACUGAACGGUUGCACUCCCCAGUUGGAGAACGCCAAGCAUAAUUUGGAUUGCAACGAGAAAAGUUUGAAAUACAUUGAGCGGGAGAUCGAGGAGAUGCAACAAAAGUACGAAAAUUUGCAAUCGGUUGAGAAGUGGAAAGAUCAAGUGAAACUUGCCCGCCUGAAGUUGGGAUGGAGAGUGGUGAUUGAUCAAUUCACCGAAUGUUCCCAAGUGGAGGACAAGCUCCGUGAGAAGGUGAACACGAUGAAGGAGCACAUGAAUGCCAUCCAGAAUAGGGAGGCGCUCGAAGCAGAAAUCGACCGCGUAAUACAGCGCUUUCGAAACGAUAUCGACGCGAAGAAGACGGGCUUUGCAGAGGUAAAGGACAAGUACAUGCAGGCUAGGAGAGUGGGCCAGAGUUUACAGGAACAGUUGUCGGACAAGAGUCGUCAGAUGAAGAAGGUCAAGGAUCGGUUGGCACGACAAGCUGAGGACAUCAAGAAUCUGGAAGCGGACUUAAAACAGCGUAGCGAGUCGGGAUCCAAUCGCAUGGCCGAUGAAAAGCGUCGUAACGAGCAGCAGUUGUCUGAACUGAGCGAGAAAAAGCGCGAUUUGCAGGCAAUGGUGGAGAACGCUAAAAGAGAUGUGGAUAUUUUGCACAACACGCUGAACCAAAUCAGGGAAACUAAGGACGAGGCCAACAGUAAACGGGUUUCCAAGCAGCAUGAGCGAACGCGCACUGAAAUGCAGCUCCAGCAAUUCGAAAGCUCUUCCCGGGACAAUCUCUCAGUAUUCGGUCAAAAUAUGCCCGCUUUCGUAGCCAAGAUCAAACAAAUGCAUCAGCAAGGUCGCUUUACCGAGCUUCCUCGUGGUCCUCUAGGACAGUACAUCAAGGUAAAGGACAAGAAGUGGACUGCCAUGAUCGAAACCGUCAUUUCCCCCGGAAUACUGACAGCGUUCUAUGUGAAUUCGGACGCCGAUCGGAAUACACUGAACCAGCUGAUCCAACGAGAAUUCCCGGAAAUGCGGGGCCGUUCGAUUAUAACCAGCCGAUUCCACAAGGAAGUGUACGAUGUCCGCAGUGGACGCGUUGAAACGGUCCAGAAUGCUCACAUGCUGAUGAAUUUGAUCAAUGUGAGCGAUCCGGUGGUGAUGAACUGCCUGAUCGAUCAGAUUAAAAUUGAAACCAUCCUUGUCGUUGACGACCAGAACUUGGCAAUGGAUCUCACAAGCCACACGGAAAAUGUUCCGAAGAACUUGCAGAAAGUGGUUGUGAUGGAACCAUUUUCCGAAUUCUUCCCGAUGCCAAAUUACAGAAGCUACGGUCUGCAAAAGAAAUCGGCACGUUACUUGCAGGUCAACAUGACAGAGUUGAAGAAGCAAACCGAACGUCGAAUGCAACAACUGGAUCAGGAAUUGAACGAAAUCAAACAUCAAAUUGAAGAAGAAACGCGGAAGUUGGGUGAAAGAGAGCGAGCCUUGCAGGACAAGCAAAGGCAGAUGGCCAAGCAGCAGCAAGAAUUGAAUUCGUUGGAACUGAAAAUCAACGAGCUAAAAGCGAUUGAAUACCCAGCGGAAUCCGAAGACAUGACCCUCCAGAACGAGCUGGAAGAACUAAAAGCUUCGCAAAUCAAGCUGAACGAAGAACUGGAACAGGAAAAAUCCAAGCUGCAAUCAUCGGUGAACGAAAUAACCGAUCAAGAGCGGAUCAUACAGGAGAAGAAGGAUCACAUGACAAAGAUUGAAAGUGAGAUACAGGAAAUUCAGGACAAGAUCGACGCAGAAAUGCAAAAGCGACACGAUAUGCAGGCGAAUGCCAAAACUAAACAGCAACAAUUGAACCGACUACAGGAGGAAGUGCAAACCAUGCAAGCGGAACGCAAUGAACGGAAACAGGCGCUGGCAGCAGCGACAAGUGCUGCGCAGGAACUCGGAGAACGAGUUGAGGUGAAGGAAACGCAGGAGCAACUCAAGAAAGCCAUUUCGUCCACGGAGAAGCGCAUAAAGAACAUCAACUCGGCAAACGAUGACAUUGUCGAUGUGAAGGCCAUCCUGGAGAACAAGAUACUGAAACGGGACACUUCGCUAAGGUAUACGGAUUCCUUGAAGAAAAUUAUCAAGCUUCUGACGAAUUCCCGGUCGGCGCGCUAUGCGUAUCUUCACAAGCUCAAAUCGCACAUGUCUUUAAGGGUGAAGCACAAAUUCAACAUGGUGAUGCAGUUGCGAGGCUUCGUCGGGGAAAUUGUGAUGGACACGAAGAAUGGCACGCUUUCACUCUCGGUCGUUCCCCGCGACAAGAACAUCUCCAAUGCGGUUUGCAACACCAAGUCGCUCUCGGGAGGAGAACGGUCCUAUUCGACGGUGGCGUUCCUGAUUGCCCUCUGGUCCUGUGUCGAUACGCCGUUCUACUUCCUGGACGAGUACGAUGUGUUUACCGAUCAGGUCAAUCGGCACAUGAUGACCAUGUUGCUACUGAACGAAACCAAGAAGCGACCCGACCGCCAGUUCUGCUUCCUGACACCGCAGGAUAUGAGCAACAUUCAAGCGAGCGAUGACCUGACGAUUCAUCGGAUGGCCGAUCCGGAGCGGUGCUAGGAGGGGCGGUUGCCAGUGACUGAAAAGGUUUUAAGCCGGUGUUUUUUUUUUACUUAGAUUAGUUUCGAACUAUUCUAUUCAUUCCCAUUAAUUUUUGUCGCAGUUGCACUGUUCUUUCUUUUGAAUUCGUUACCAAAUAUGAAAACCUUCGUUAACAUCAA